CGCCAGGCUGGAGCUGGCGCGGCCGUCCCCUCCCCCACCCCCGCCGCCGGAGGGGAACCGGCCGCCGGGGCUGCUGGGGCCGGCGGGAUCGGUAGUCGUCAUGGAGUACUCGUGGGAUGAUCUGAUUCUGGCCUUCUCCCGCACGUCCAUGUUUCCCUUUUUUGAUAUCGCCCACUACCUGGUGUCAGUGAUGGCGCUGAAGCAGCAGCCAGGAGCAGCGGCAACGGCAUGGAGUAACCCCCUGUCCAGCUGGCUGAGUGCUAUGCUCCAUUGCUUUGGCGGAGGAAUUUUAUCCUGUAUACUGCUUGCAGAGUCUCCACUGAAGUUUCUUACAAACCACACUAAUAUUUUACUGGCAUCUUCAAUCUGGUAUAUUGUAUUCUUUUGCCCACGUGACCUCGUUUCCCAGUGUUAUUCAUAUCAACCCAUUCAGCUCCUGGCUGCGGGAAUGAAGGAAAUGACCCGAACAUGGAAAAUAGUAGGCGGAGUCACGCAUGCUAGUAGCUCUUACAGAAAUGGAUGGAUAGUCAUGAUAGUUGUUGGAUGGGCCCGAGGUGCAGGUGGUGCUGUCAUCACAGCUUGUGAACAGUUGUUAAAAGGAGACUGGAAACCAGAAGGUGAUCAAUGGCUGAAGAUGUCCUUCCCUUGCAAGGUAACCCUGCUAGGGUCAAUUAUAUUCACGUUCCAGCACACCAAUCAUCUGGCGAUAUCAAAGCAUAAUCUCAUGUUCCUUUACACCAUCUUCCUCGUGACCAUAAAGGUAACCAUGAUAAUGACCAAGGAUACUGCUGUGACUCUCACUCCCUUUGAGGACACCUUGACUCGGAUGCUGUUUGGCCGGCAGCAGCAGCAGCAGUUUUCACUAAGUGAAAAGAAAGCUGAAGUCAAACAGUCUUCCAAUGGCUCUGCCUCAUCAGCAUCCAAGCGGGUCACAGAGCCUACAGGAGCUGCCAAGAGACACGACAAGAAAGAAGCCAAGAAAGAAGCCAAGAAAGAAGACUGAUGGCCGUCCCUGAGCUUCCGGCAAACUGGAAGAGUUACUUACCUCAGCGUGCGCUCUAGUUCUGUGUAAAUGAUGUAAAAUAACGCUUAUCUGUAGGGAUGGAGGAGACAAAAGGAGGAAGCGCUUUGUUUCAGGGACACUGCUCACUCUGCUGAUUGUAACUCUUGGGGUCACGAGUGUAUCAUGUGAAUUUAUUUUUCUGGUGUAAGAGAUUCUCAUAAUUAUUUGGAUAGUUUUAUAUUGAUAAAAGAAUAAUUUUUUAAACGUUAGAAAAAGUUCACUUGUUACUGCAAAAUUCUAAGAAUUUAACAAAAAAUUCAGUAUUUCUUUUUUACUUUUUGAAUGACUAUAAUUGUGUUUUAAUUCUGCAGAAUUAAACUUUCAUUUCAUAUUUCCAGUAUAAUUCCUGUAUAUAGAAGACAGUUUCUAUUUAAUUUUGAACAUGGAGAACUUUUCCUAAAUACUUUUUAACCUAAAAUAAACUAAUAGUGUAUAUUUGGUGUAUACAUUUAUUUAUUUUAUAUAUCUCACACAUAUUAAAAAUACCUGAAAUUUAAUUUAUUUUAGUUUCAAGUAUUAUUUUUCAUUAUUUUUAAUAUGAGUCUCAGUUUGAAGUUUGUUUCAUGCCCUUGUUUUAAAAACUACUUUUUCCUUAGAAAAGCAGGGUUACAAUUUGUGUAUGUCUUCUUCUUUUUGCAACAGCAGUCUCACUCUGUAGCUCAGGCUGGCCUCAGAUCUUCUACCUCGGCUUCCCAAGUGCUGGGAUUAUGGGCAUGGGCCACCAUGCCAGGCUAGGGGUGCAGUUUUUAUUGUUAAUAAUCCUGUGUUUGGAACCGGGGUUGUGUUGUCUCUGUCCUUACCCUGUUUCAACAGCUGAGGAGAGAGAUUCUUCACAUGUGGUAUGUUCCUCCUGACUCAGUUGGUCUGAGUAAGCUGGUGGUAUGUCUCUGUGCCAUGGCUGAAACUGUGCCCUCUACCUCUUUUCCGGUGAUCAUUGCUUCACGAGUUCAUUUGAUUAUUUGACUGUCUCGUGUAAGUUUGCCUUUAGGUGUCUGCUUCAUAGAUGUGUGUGUAUUUCUAGUUUUAUCUGAAAUGAAAGCUGUUUUUCUGUGAAAAUGCUCAGCUCUCAUGAGGACUGUCUUCCCACAUUUGAUAUGAGCCACAGAUGCCAACCUCACAAGGUAGACACUUGAAUGAAGUAAUACAACAUGAAAUCUGCUUUCUCGUUGACAAAGUAAAAAGCAAACACGCAAACAUACCAAAUGGUAGAUUUUAUUUGCUUUAUUUGGUGCAUAAAAGUCAUGUUAUAACAUUAAAAUUCUGGGUUGUGACUUUCCUACUAAGAAUGUGAGCUUGCCAUCUGUGUUAGGCAUUUUUGGUUGGUUAAGAAGCACUUAAAUGAUAUUCAAUAUGUAAAGUUUUCCUUUUGUUUUUGUUUUUUGUUUUUGUUUUAUUUUUCAAAACAGGGUUUUUCUGUGUAAUAGCACUGACGUUUUCCUUUUUAAUUUUUAACAAACAUGCACAAUAGCAGGUACUUUACUUGAUUAAGGAAAAGAUUUUGAGUGGGGCACUUUUGAUAACCUAGGUAUGAGAAAAUGCUUAUUUUUGAUAUUGUGACAAAAAGCACUAAAUUAAUUGCAUUCUCUAUUAUAUAUUUGACAAUCUGUUGUUAAAAAUAUUGCAAAAUUAAUAUGUUAUUGGUCAGUUCUGAAGUUUUAACUGUCGUUAAAAUGGUAAGAAUCUUGUUUUUCAUUUGUGUUAAAAACAAGUUCAUUAAAAUAAGUACUUUAGUA
Messenger RNA from Mastomys coucha (southern multimammate mouse), 2796 nucleotides. RefSeq names its product transmembrane protein 38B (gene Tmem38b). NCBI's taxonomy places the organism in Eukaryota, Metazoa, Chordata, Mammalia, Rodentia, Muridae. The record is from RefSeq and is a predicted model, not a curated record. The coding region runs from base 101 to 1003 and encodes 300 amino acids. The transcript has 6 exons. Gene Ontology annotation, cellular component: membrane. Gene Ontology annotation, molecular function: potassium channel activity; identical protein binding. Gene Ontology annotation, biological process: potassium ion transmembrane transport.